This is a messenger RNA of Aphidius gifuensis, 9316 nucleotides long. RefSeq names its product triple functional domain protein (gene trio). Gene Ontology annotation, cellular component: cytoplasm. Bases 210 to 9176 code for a protein of 2988 amino acids. NCBI's taxonomy places the organism in Eukaryota, Metazoa, Arthropoda, Insecta, Hymenoptera, Braconidae. The record is from RefSeq and is a predicted model, not a curated record. The transcript has 13 exons. Gene Ontology annotation, biological process: protein phosphorylation; axon guidance. Gene Ontology annotation, molecular function: protein kinase activity; guanyl-nucleotide exchange factor activity; protein binding.
UCCAAGAAAGAUGGCAGAAAACAUGAUUAUUUGGCGUUGACUAUUGUGUAUUGCCGAAAUAAUUAAUAAACAAUAUGAAAUAUGAAUUACUAAUAAAAAAUAGUGCAAGAAUUUUAAGCACCAAUAUAAUUAAUAUAAAUUAUUUCACCGGUUAUUCAUUUAAAUCAAGAAUUUUAUAAAAUAAGGGAAAUAAUAAUAAACAUUGUAAAAUGGAUGGAACAAGAGCUGCAGAGGUUUUACCUUUGCUUGAAGAACGUUUGGCAAUAUUACCAGGUAGUCGUGAUCGUCGUGGAGGUCCUGUAUUAAUAUUUCCAACAACAGUAAGACGUGAACGUGCUAAACCAGAAGAUUAUCGUCGUUUAUUACAAUAUUUAUUGGCAAUACCAAAUGAUGAAGCACGAGGUUUACGUUUUACAGUUAUAAUUGAUAUGAGAGGUGGUACAUGGGAUUCUGUAAAACCAAUAUUAAAAGUAUUACAUGAACAUUUUCAUCGUUCUGUAUAUGUUGUAUUUAUAAUAAAACCAGAUAAUUUUUGGCAAAAACAAAGAACAUCACUUGCUAAACAAAAAAAAUAUAAUUUUGAGAUCAAUACAAUCAGCCUUGAAGCAUUGUCAAAAGUUAUUGAUCCAUCACAAUUGACUGGUGAUUUAGAUGGAUCACUUCAAUAUGAUCAUGCUCAAUGGAUUGAUACACGUCUUGCUGUUGAAGAUUUUACAUGGCAAGCAGCUGAUUUACUUGAUCGUUUAGAUGAUUUACAAGAAGAUUUAAGUAGAAAUGAUUUUGCUGAUGAUGUUGGUGGUGCAAAACAUGGUAUUGAUUUGCAUAAUGAAAUGAGAAAAAAAAUUAUGAAAGUACCAGUUGAAGAAGUACAAGUUGUUGGUCAAAGAUUACUUCAACGUUUUAAUAAUGGAGUUGGAUCAAGUUCAGUUGUUGGUAGUGAAAAUAGUGGUGGUGGUGGUAGUGUUGAAAGUGGUGCAUCUGGUGGUAGUGAUCCAGAUGGUAGAGCAUUAGCUGCAAUUGUUAUACAACAUUUAGAUUCAGUACAUUCAGCACAACAACAUUUAUUACAAUUAUGGCAUAUUAAAAAAACAAAAUUAGAUCAAUGUUUUCAAUUACGAAUGUUUGAACAAGAUUGUGAAAAAAUGUUUGAUUGGAUAUGUCAUAAUCGUCAAGUAUUUUUAGCAAAUUAUGUUGAAAUUGGUAGAUCAUAUCAACUUGCUAAAAAUUUACAAGAAGAACAUAAACAUUUUACAAUGAGUUCAAUGAAUGUUUAUGUUAAUAUUAAUAAAAUAUUAACAAUGGCUGGUAGAUUAUUGGAAACCCAACAUUAUGCUGCUGGACAUGUACGUGCUGUUGCUGGUAGAUUAGAUCGUGCAUGGAAAGAAUUUGCUGCUGGAUUAGAUGAACGUACUGCUGUACUUGGUUUAAGUGUUGUUUUUCAUCAUAAAGCUGAACAAUAUGUUGAUAGUGUUACUGGAUGGAGUCAAGCAUGUGAAUCAACAAAUUUACCAAAUGAAAUUUCAGUUCUUGAAUCACAUAUACGACAACAUCAAACACUAUAUGAAGCAAUGUGUCAAGCAUAUACAGAGGUUUACAAUUCAUACCAAGCACUUUUGAGUGGAUUAGGAACAAUGCUACAAGUUUGUCAUAGUUCAAAUUCAAAUACAACUGGAAAUGGAAACAACAAUGAAUCAUUACACUUUGAUUAUGAUGGACAUUUGAUGGAUAAUCGUGGUGGUAUGAGUGGCAAUCCAGCAGCAGAUUACAGUGAGGGUGCAUCACAUGUACUUGCUGUUAUUCAUCAAAUAUUAGGACAUCAUAGAGCACUAGAAGCACGUUGGCAUGCACGUAAAGUUAAAUUACAUCAACGUCUUGCAUUGAGAUUAUUUCAAGAAGAUGUAAAACAAGUAUUAGAUUGGCUGACAAAUCAUGGUGAAGUAUUUAUACGUAAAAAUACUGGUGUUGGACGUAAUCUUCAAAAAGCUCGUGUUUAUCAAAAAAGUCAUGAACAUUUUGAAAAUGUUGCUCAAAAUACAUAUACAAAUGCUACAAAAUUAUUAACAGCUGCUGAAGAAUUAGCACAUACUGGUGAAUGUGCUGCUGAUGAAAUAUAUGCUGUUGCUCAAGAAUUAGAAGCUCAUGUUGGUAGUUUUGCAACAAGAGUUGAACAACGUCGUCGUCGUCUUGAUCUUGCUGUUGUAUUUUAUACACAUGAAAAAGAAUUAAGUGGUUGGGUUGAUGAAUUACGUCAAGAAUUACAACAAGAUGAAGUUGCUGAAAAUUUAGAAAAUGCUGAAAGAUUGCUGGAUCAAUGUGCUCAACAUAGAUCAUCUUGUUUAGAAGCUUGUGCAUCAACAAUUGGUCAAGGUGAAGCAUUAUUACAAGAAUUACGUGAUGAUUGUAAUAGUGAUAAUAGAAAUGGUAGUCAAAAUGGACAACAAAUUGAUACAACUGGUUCAGUAAGUGCUGUUGAAGCAGCACUUGAUCGUUUAGCAAUAUUACGUCAAGAAUUAGAAGAAUUAUGGGCAACAAGAAAAUUACGUCUUGAAUUAUGUUUAAGAUUACGUGUAUUUGAAAGAGAUGCAUUAGAAGCUAGUGGACAAUUAGAAAUGUGGGCACAAGAAUUACGUGCACCACCAAGAGAAGGUUCACCUGAUCAAUUAUUAAGAGUACAUAAUGAUGGUGUUGCACAUAUGCAAAAUACAGCAUUUCAAGUAUUACAACAAGGACAAGAACUUGCACAAGUAUUAGAACAAGCUGGUGUAUGUAUUAUGGCUGAUGGACAACAUACAGCAAGUGCACGUGUACAAGUAUUAUUGGAAUUUUUAAAUGAACGUGAAAUGGAUGCUGAAGAUCUUGCUGAAAUACGUAGAAUAAGAUUAGAACAAGCUGCUCAAUUGGUACAAUUACAAAAUGAUGCACAACAUGUUGCAAAUUGGAUUAGAAAUGGUGAAGCAAUGUUAUUAGCAUCAUUAAGAGUACCAGAUAAUUUAAUUGAUGCUGAACAAUUACGUUUAGAGCAUGAACAAUUUCAAGUUGCUAUUGAAAAAACUCAUACAUCAGCUGUACAAGUAAAACAUCGUGCUGAUGCAUUAGUUAGUGCAAAUCAUUAUGAUCCAAAAAGUAUACGUGAUGUUGCUGAGGAUGUUACUAAAAGAUGGCAACAAUUAGUAACAUGUGCUGAAGAAAGACAUAAACUUGUUACAGCAAGUAUUAAUUUUUAUAAAACAGCUGAACAAGUACGUUCAGUUCUUGAUAGUUUAGAAAGAGAAUAUCGUAGAGAUGAAGAUUGGUGUUCAUCUGGUGAUAAAGCUGGACAAGUACCAACACUUGUUGGUAAACAUCAAGAACAAAAAGAAGCAUUUUUAAAAGCAUGUACACUUGUACGUCGUACUGCUGAAACAUUUUUAAAAUAUACAAAUAGAUCAUUACAAUUUUAUAGUUAUCAAACAACAACUGGUUCAGAAAAUAAAGUUAAAAAUAUACUUGAAGAAUUAUUAAGUAAAGAAAAUAAAGUACUUGAACAUUGGACACAACGUAAAAAACGUUUAGAUCAAUGUCAUCAAUAUGUAUUAUUUGAACGUAGUGCUAAACAAGCACUUGAAUGGAUACAUGAAACUGGUGAAUUAUAUUUAUCAACACAUACAAAUGUUGGUAAAAAUCGUAUUGAAAAUGAACAGCUAUUACAAGAACAUAAUGAAUUUAAAAGUGCUGCUAAAGAAACAAGAGAUAGAGUUAAAUUAUUAAUACAACUUGCUGAUAAUUUAGUUGAAAAAGGACAUGUACAUGCAUCAGCAAUAAAACAAUCAGUUGCUGAAGUUGAUCAACGUUAUAAAGAUUUUAGUAUGCGUAUGGAUUCUUAUAAAAGUCAAAUUGAAGAUGAUUUAGGUAUAACACAAUCAGAUGAAAGUAUUGGUAUUGGUUGUACAAAUAAUAAUAAUAAUAAUAUCAAUAAUAAAAGUGAUUCUGUAAUGUCAAUUGAUAGAAAUUCAGAUCCAUUAUUAGAAGAUAAAAUAAAAGGUAAAGAUUUAAAAGAAUUAAAUGAAGAAAAAAGAAGAUCAGCACGUCGUAAAGAAUUUAUAAUGGCUGAAUUAUUACAAACAGAAAGAACAUAUGUUAAAGAUUUAGAAACUUGUAUUAGAUGUUUUUUGGAAGAAACAAGAUAUCCAUCACCUGGUAAUUUUCCACCACCUGGUUUACAAAGUAGAGUAUCAAUAAUAUUUGGUAAUAUUGAAGAAAUAUAUAAAUUUCAUUGUGAUAUAUUUUUACGUGAAUUAGAAAAAUAUGAAACAAUGCCUGAAGAUGUUGGUCAUUGUUUUGUAACAUGGGCUGCUAAAUUUGAUAUGUAUGUAACAUAUUGUACAAAUAAACCAGAAGGUAAUCAAUUAUUAUUUGCACAUGGUGGUAAUUGGUUUGAAGAUUUACAAAGUAAAAAUCGUGUUGAACAUCCAAUAGCAGCAUAUUUAAUAAAACCAGUUCAAAGAAUAACAAAAUAUCAAUUAUUAUUAAAAGAUUUACAAGCAUGUUGUCAAGAAGGACAAGGUGAAAUUAAAGAUGGUUUAGAAGUUAUGCUUAAUGUACCAAAAAAAGCUAAUGAUGCAUUACAUUUGAGUUUACUUGAGGGUUGUGAUGUUAGAAUUGAUACACUUGGUGAUGUUGUAUUACAAGAUUCAUUUACUGUAUGGGAUCCAAAACAAUUAAUACGUAAAGGAAGAGAACGUCAUAUAUUUUUAUUUGAAUUAUAUUUAUUAUUUAGUAAAGAAGUUAAAGAUUCAACUGGUAAAGUUAAAUUAUAUAUAUACAAAAGUCGUUUAAUGACAUCUGAACUUGGUGUUACUGAACAUAUUGAAGGUGAUGAAUGUAAAUUUGCUGUAUGGACUGGACGUGCACCAACUAGUGAUACUCGUGUUGUUUUAAAAGCAAAUUCACUUGAAGCCAAACAACUUUGGGUUAAAAGAUUGAGAGAGGUUAUUCAAGAGACUUACUUCAGUUUAAGUAUGCCCAAGAGUCCAGCAAAGAAAUCUUCAAGUCAAAGAUCAAGUAGAGAUCUUGAAGAAUGUACUUCAUUGGAUGACAGUGUUGAAAAUCUUGAUAGAAAUUCAUUAGCAUCAUUUGGAUCUACAAAUACAACUGAUUCUGAUAAAACAGGAGUUACUGAGAUGACAUGGGUGAUGGCUGAUCAUUUUGCAACUUCAGGUACACGUGAAUUGAGUGUAACAAAAGGACAACAAGUUGAAGUAUUAGAAAAUAAUAGUAUUCAUAGUGGAAGUAAUACAACAAUUGAAUGGACACUGGUUAGAUUACCAUUAUCAUCUGGUCAAACUGAGCCACCAGCUGAGGGUCUUGUUCCAACAAGUAUUCUCAAACAGCCACCUACAACAUCAUGUAAAACUUCACCAUCAAGAAAACCACUUAGUCAAGCAUCAAACACUUUAACAACAGCUCAAACAUCAGUAACUACAGAAGAUGGAGAUUCUGGUGGGAAUGAGGCAAGUAAUGGAUCUGGCAACACAAGCUCACCCGGAAAUAAAAGACGAGUGAGAAAAUGGUUACCACAACCACUUAGAAAAUUGAGUCAAGGAAAAGUUGAAAAAACAACAGUAUCUGAACGUGUACCAGUACUUAAGAAAACAUCAUCAGAUAAAAGAUUUAAAUUACCAAGUAGUGAUAAAACUGGUAGAACAGUAUCAGAAGGUGAAGAAGCUGAAAAAGAUGAUGCAUACUGUGAAGAUAAUGAAGUACAAGAAAAAUAUUUAGAACAAAAUGGUGGUGAAGAUGGUGAUGAUGAUUUUGAAUUACCACCACCAAUGAAACCAAUAACAGAACCAAUAUUGGUUGUAAGUGGUAAUGGUACAUCAGUAUCAACAAUACAAGAUGAACAUACAUCUGGUAGUUUAAGUGGUAAUGCUAGUGGUGAUGGUGGUGGUAGUGGUGUAUCAAAUACAACAAAAAGAACAAAUGAAAGAACAAUUGACGCUACAUCAAGUGUUGAUUUAGCUGAAAUUGAACAAAUUGUUAAAGAAAGAAUGGAACAACAUACUGAAAAUCAAGAAAGAAAUAGUAUGAUGUCAAAUGUUAGAACAUCAACACGUACAUCAUCAACUGAUAUUGAAACACAAUAUAGUAAUACAACAAUAACUGAAGAAGAAACAAAUAUUGAUGCCGAAACAGCUGCACUUAAAAAACGUGAAUUUGUUAUACGUGAAUUAGUUAAUACUGAACGUGAUUAUGUUAAUGAUUUAAAAACAAUUGUUGAAGGUUAUAUGGAUGCAAUGAGAAAUCCAGAUAAUGAUAUACCAUUACCAGCUGAUUUACGUGGUGGUAAAGAUAAAAUAAUAUUUGGUAAUCUUGAAGCAAUAUAUGAAUGGCAUCGUGAUGUAUUUUUAAAAUCAUUAGAAAAAUGUAUUGAAUUACCACAUGAAAUUGGACAAUUAUUUAAAAAACAUGAAAGAAAAUUACGUAUGUAUGUUGUAUAUUGUCAAAAUAAACCAGUAUCAGAAUACAUUGUUUCAGAAUAUAUUGAUACAUAUUUUGAAGAAUUAAGACAAAAACUUGGUCAUAGAUUACAAAUAUGUGAUUUAUUAAUAAAACCAGUACAAAGAAUAACAAAAUAUCAGUUAUUAUUACGUCAAAUAUUAGAAUUAACUGAAAAAACAACACUUGAAAAUGAAAUUCAAGAUCUUAAAAAUGCUGUACAUGUUAUGAUGGUCAUUCCAAAAGCUGCAAAUGAUAUGAUGGAUGUUGGAAGAUUACAGGGUUUUGAUGGUAAAAUAACUGCUCAAGGUAAAUUACUUUUACAUGGUCCUUUAAUUGUUGCUGAAUUAUCAGCUGUUACAAUUAAAGAACGUGAAUGGCAAGUUUUUAUAUUUGAGCAAAAUAUUAUAUUUAGUGAAGCACUUAGUAAAAAAACACAAUUUACAAGUCCUGCUUAUGUUCAUAAAGCUCAUAUUCAGGUUAAUAAAAUGACUAUUGAAGAUUCACCAGAUGAUCCAGAAAAAUUUAUAAUACGUUCAACAGAUCCUCGUAAACCUGCUAUUGGUUUUUUGUGCAAUACAAUUGAUGAUAAUGGACCACCACGUCAAGAAUGGGUUGAAACAAUAAGAUCAAUACUUCAAACACAACGUGAUUUUCUUAAAGCGAUACAAUCACCAAUCGCCUAUCAAAAGGAAUUAACCAAAGAUCCACUACGAUCAACAACACCUGAAUCUUCACCAAGACGAGCAACAACGACUCCAUCAAUACCAACUCUAACUGUCAUUGGAUCAAAUAAGGAUAAAAAUUUAAAAAAAGGACAUAUUAAUAAAACUCAAAGUAGUGGACAUUGUGGAUUAAUUGAUAGUGAUUCAUCACGUACACCAUCACCAACAAAAAGUAAAUUAAAUUUUCUUGAAGGUUUUAGAAAUACACUACGAGCACGUUCACCUGUUCGAAAUAAUUCCAUUCCUGUUGCACCUGGUGCACGAGUAAGAUUAGCUGCUGAUUGGGGUACAGCACUUCAUGCAGGUGAUGAACUUGUUGUAUCACAUGUAGAUGGUCCUGGUCUUGUUGUAUCACCAAUAAAUGCAACUGAAGAAUUAUGGAUACCAGCAAGUUUAAUAACAAAUUCAGCAAUAAGUCGUGCAUGGUCAUUCCGUCCAAAAAAAAAUGAUAUUGAUAAUCAAAAUCGUAAAAUUGAAAUGAUUAAUAAAAUUGAAAAUUCAAUAAAAAUAAGUCUUCAACCAGUAUCCUCGCCGGUUCGAGCAACUGUUGGAGAUAUUGCAAGAUUAUCAAUUGAAGUUAAAAAUAUUGAUGUUAAUAAUUAUACAGUUAUAUGGAAAAAAGAAAUUAAAGAUGAUAUUGGACAUUUUAUUCCUAUUAAUUUUGAUGGAAGACAUAAAAUAUGUCAAAGUAUUGGAUUAUUAUAUUUGGAAAUAUGUCAUUGUCGUAUUGAUGAUGCAGGAAAUUAUGAAUGUAUUAUUGAAACAGAAAAAGAUUCUUAUUCUGUUAAAAUAACAUUGUGCAUAACUGGUGGUGUUACUGGUGCAACUUGGGCACGAGUUAUUGGACCAACAAAAGUAAAAAUUGAUUGGGAAAAACGUGAUAUGGAAUGUGGAACAAUUGAAUAUCGUGCAUUACCAUCAACAAUAUGGCUACCAAUAUUUGAAUCAGCUCAUAAUCCACCAGUUAUAAUUGAUCUUCCAAUUGGUGCAUCAUAUACAUUUCGUGUUGUUGAUAAAAAUGGUGGUACAUCACCAUCACCAGUUGUAACACUUCCACUUGAUGAAAGUAUUAGCUGGGAAGCUGAACAAUUUAUUGGACGUUAUUUAGAAUUAGAUGAAUUAGGAAAAGGAAGAUAUGCUCUUGUUAGACGUGCACGUGAUAGAGGAACUGGACAAGAAGUUGCAUUAAAACAAACACCAAGACAUAAACAAUCACGUGAUUUAACACGUGCUGAAUAUGAUUUACUUGCAAUGACAAAUCAUGCAAAUAUUAUACGUGCAUUUGCAUUAUUUGAAAAUGCACCACAACCAGAUUUUGAUACAAUUGUAUUGGAACUUGUUCGUGGUCCAACAUUAUUUAAAUAUUUAAGUAAUAAAACAGAUUAUACUGAAUCAAUGGCAAGUAAAUUUUCAGCACAAUUAUUAUCAGCACUUUCAUGGCUUCAUCAAAGAAAUAAAUCACAUUCAGAUAUUAAACCAGAAAAUUUAUUAGUUGAUCAAGAUACUGGUGUUGUUAAAUUAAUUGAUUUUGGUGAAGCUGUUAGAGCUAAAUCACUUGUUGUUGUACCACCAGCUGAUUUAGAAUUUUCAGCACCAGAAUUAGUACUAGGUAGACCAACUGGUUCUUAUACUGAUAUGUGGGCUGCUGGUGUAUUAAUAUAUGUAUUAUUAAGUGGUUUAUCACCAUUUUUAGAUGACUCUGUUGAAGAAACAACAGCAAAUAUAUUAAAAUGUGACUAUUGUUUUCCUGAUGAAUAUUUUCAAUUUAUUUCAAAUGAUGCCAAGGAUCUUUUGAAAAAUUUACUCUGUUUAAGAGGUGAAGAACGUGCCAAUGCUGAUAUUACAUUAAAAUCACCAUGGUUUAAGAUUGGAAAAGGAGCAACAAUUCCAUCGUCUCGAAUGGCAGCAUUUAUUGAGCGUCGUGCUCAUUGUUCAAAGCCUCAUACUGAUCAUAAUGAUAGUAGUCUAUACAAUUGAAAGUAAAAGUGAACAAACAAAUAUUUAAAAAACAAAAAAAAAGGUCAACAAGAUCAAUAGUGUUUCCACUAUUUUGUAUAAAAAAAAAAAUCAAAAACCAGUUCAAAAUUAUUAUUUUUUAGGCAAAAUAAACAUACCAG